This is a messenger RNA of Tripterygium wilfordii, 2549 nucleotides long. Its product is annotated as putative receptor-like protein kinase At1g80870. Gene Ontology annotation, molecular function: ATP binding; protein kinase activity. The transcript has a single exon. Bases 197 to 2323 code for a protein of 708 amino acids. Lineage: Eukaryota; Viridiplantae; Streptophyta; Magnoliopsida; Celastrales; Celastraceae. Gene Ontology annotation, biological process: protein phosphorylation. The record is from RefSeq and is a predicted model, not a curated record.
UUAGAAAAACCAACACUAGUGUCAAUAUCAGUAACAAAAGUACUAGAACGAUAAUUAUCAAUCCUGGUUAUGAUUAUCCAACUGUGAAGCAACCAUGAAAAAACUCUGAAAGAAGCCAGGAAAGAAAAAACCCAUUUACUCGUUUUGUUAAAUUUGAUACAUUAUCUUGUGGUGCCAAACCCAGAAGAACAAAAUCAUGCCUUCAAGGGCACUCUCUCCAGGCUUCAAUCCUACAAGACAACCCAGGAUCAUAUCCAAGACCAGGAUCUUGUUUUUGGGUCUCACAAUUUCUGCAUCUGCAGUAAUUAUCUUCACAAUUCUUUACUUUCUUUACUAUCUCUGGUGUUCCCUUGUAAAUCGCUCAAAGACUAUUCCUUUUGACUCUUGUGCGCCACUGAAGCUCCAGAGGUUCUCGUAUAGAGAACUAAAGAAUGCCACAGAUGAUUUUGAUGAUGCGAACAUUAUAGGCAAAGGUGGGUCUGGAACAGUGUUUCGUGGCAUUAUAAGAGAUAGUAAAUUACUUGCUAUCAAGAGACUCGACUCUCUGUCUUUGGAGACAGAGAGAGAGUUUCAAAGUGAGUUGCAGAUUCUUGGUGGUCUAAGGUCUCCUUUCUUGGUAACCCUAUUGGGGUAUUGUGUUGAAAGGGGCAAGAGAUUGCUUGUGUAUGAAUAUAUGCCAAAUAAAAGUUUGCAAGAGAUGCUAUUUGGAGAUGGACAUUUGGGUUUUUCUUGGGAGAGAAGAUUUGACAUAAUUCUUGAUGUUGCUAAAGCUCUAGAGUUUCUGCAUUGUGGAUGUGACCCUCCUGUGAUUCAUGGAGAUAUUAAGCCAAGUAAUGUUUUGCUCGAUUCGGAUUUUCGAGCAAAGGUUUCUGAUUUCGGGUUGUCAAGGAUUAAGGUUGAGGGUGAGUUUGGGGUGGAUUUGUUUAGCCAAGAUCUGGGGAGGAGUCAGGAGCUAUGGAAGAGCCAAGAGCUGUCAGGGAACUUGGGAGGAACUGGUGUGGAGACUCCUGCAAUUAGUACACCUGUUGAAGAUAAUACUGAGGUAGAUUUUGCUCUUGCUUUACAAGCUUCAUCUUCCUCCAAAAAUAGUAAGGUAAGUCACAAUGUUAGAGCUUUGAACUUGAAUUCAUUAAACUAUAAUGCCAAUAUGGUAACUGAGAGUAGUGAUGUUAAGGUUUUGAGUGGUAAGGGGAAAGAAGUUUCAAACAUGGAUAUUGGUGGGGAUGAUUGGAAUUGUAAGUUUGUGCCUUAUGAUGAUGAGUUCUGCAGUGUUGAACAUAGUAAGGAAUUGAAUAGGAAUGCUUGUUCUGUUGUUGACGAUGUGGAGGAUACAAAACAAUGGGGGAAAGAUUGGUGGUGGAGACAGGAUGGGAGUGCUGAAUUGUGUAGUAAAGAUUAUGUCAUGGAAUGGAUAGGAAGCCAAAUUUGUCCUUCAACGAAUCCCGAUUGGGAUGAAGAGCAGAUAAGUACUCCUGAGAAAGCUGGAUUGUCAAAUUCAACCCCAUUAGAUAAGCUAGAAGAUGUAAAUGAGCCUCAGAUGCAAGAAUCCAAACGCGGCAAGAAAAAUCGCAGAAAGAAGCCAAGGAAGAUGCAGGAAUGGUGGAAAGAAGAGCAUCUUAGUGAAAUCAGCAAUAAGGGUAGCAAGAUUAAGAAUUUCAAAACCAAGUGGAAGAAAGGAUUUAAGAUUGUUCAUAUUGAUCUGGGUAAAAGGCUUCUCUUUCGGAGACGAAAUGUAUUCGGGGAACAGAAUCAAAAUGAUUGUGAUCAAAAUGGGGAGUUCAGUUUCAGAAGAGGUUGGAGGAGAAAGAAUGCACUUUCCACGGGAAGUGAUAUGUGUAGUGGAGAUCUUUUUAGCAGAGAGUUAAGUAGCACCACAAGCAUGAGAGGGACCUUGUGUUACGUUGCACCAGAAUAUGGUGGCUGUGGGUUCUUAAUUGAGAAGGCUGAUAUAUACAGUUUUGGGGUUUUGAUUCUUGUGAUUGUGUCUGGCAGACGGCCAUUGCAUGUUCUUGCCUCACCAAUGAAGCUCGAAAAGGCGAACUUGGUAAGCUGGUGCAGGCAAUUAGCUCAAACUGGGAACAUACUAGAACUUGUAGAUGAGAGAUUGAAGGAUGAGUAUGAUAAGGAGCAGACAAGCUUGUGCAUCAACUUGGCACUUGCUUGCUUGCAGAAAAUGCCAGAGUUGCGGCCCGAUAUUGGUGAUGUUGUUCGGAUUUUGAAAGGGGAGAUGGAUCUCCCAUCACUCCCAUUUGAGUUCUCUCCUUCUCCCCCAUCAAAAUUGUUGAGCAGGUCCAGGAGAAAACAGAAGGCUAAUGGAGACUAGGGUCUGCAACAUAUAUCAUUGAUUUUGCUUCUUUAAAUCAUGUGACAUUGGUUUUUUUUUUUCUCUCUUGAGUGUAACAUAGAUUGGAAGCUGAUACUGAGAAAAAAGAACUGAGUGUAUGUGGAAUAUGGGAUUAUGUUGAUGUAUGUAUAUUAGAAGACUGGUUUCUUGCUUUCUAUGCCCCUAACCAGCUGCAAAUAUUGAUGGAUCAGGUUCAUGUUGUGCU